Molecule: messenger RNA, 1382 nt
Organism: Arachis stenosperma
Lineage: Eukaryota; Viridiplantae; Streptophyta; Magnoliopsida; Fabales; Fabaceae
Product: probable methyltransferase At1g29790
Exons: 3
Coding region: 1-1326 (441 amino acids)
Molecular function (GO): methyltransferase activity
Source: RefSeq, a predicted model, not a curated record
AUGAUUGCUGUGAUGGAAGUGACCGAAAGUGAGAAGCAAGAUGAGAGAGAAGAUAGAUCAGACCCUAAAACACAAGUUGAAUCCCUUGUGCUAGUAAUAGUGACAAACCUUGUCACCAUAUACAUUGUUACUGGUCCAUUUAGCUCUUUGUAUCAUCAUCCUCCUCAUCAUAAUAAUAACUUUAACUCAAUCUUGCAAGAACUCAACGCCACAAAAUCUCAACUUGCUGCUAGUCAUUCACUUUUGUCUGAGCUUCACCGUAGGCUCAACUCAACUAACCUUCUUGUCCGAGCAUUGCUCAUUGAUCUUACAACGCGCCAACAAGACAAGCAAUAUUCUAGAAACAAUAAUGGCAAAAGGUCUUCGAAUGAAGAGCUUAAUCUUGCACUUGCCUCUUACAAGCUCCCUUUCGGAUACUCGCAAUGGAUAGGAUCAGACGAGAUUCACUCUCCAAUUGGUGCGGUGUGUUUGAUGUUCCAAGAUGAGUUGAACCAAUACAUGUCAUAUGACAUAGGAAGUGAAUGCCUUGCAGAUGAGGUGUUUGCACAAAUGCUUGUGUCAAAAGGGUGUGAGCCACUCCCAAAAAGAAGGUGCCAUCCCAAGUCUCCAAAAGGUUUUGUUGAGUCAAAUCAAGAUUUGCAAGAUAGCCUUUGGGAAAUUUCACCAGAUAGCAACAUUGUUUGGGAUCCUUAUACUUGUAAGAGCCUCAAGUGCCUCAUUGAGAGGAAGAACAAUAAAGGGUACUGUAAAGAUUGCUUUGAUCUGCAAGGAAAGGAAAAGGGUAGGUGGAUCUUUGAUUAUGGUGGACUUGAUUUUGGGAUAGACCAAGUUCUUGGGGCGAAAAGAUCCGACAGCACGAUCCGUAUUGAACUUGACAUUGGUGGUGGAACAGAGACAUUUGCUGCAAGGAUGAAAGAAAGGAAUGUGACAAUCAUCACAAGCACACUGGAUUUGGACAGUCCAUUUAGCCACUUCAUUGCAUCAAGGGAAUUGAUUCCAAUUCAUCUCAGCAUAUCUCAGAGGCUUCCAUUCUUUGAGAACACACUUGAUAUUGUUCAUUCCAUGGAAUUCAUAGGGAAUUGGUUGCCAGAAACUAUGCUUGAGUUUUUGCCAUAUGAUGUGUAUAGGAUGUUGAGGCCAGGAGGAAUUUUCUGGCUUGAACAUUUCUUCUGCUUUGAAUCACAGGUUAAUGGAACUUAUUUGCCAAUGUUUGAUAGAGUUGGGUUUAACAGACUUAGAUGGCACGCUGGUAGGAAGCUUGAUCAUGAUGGAAUUCAGAAGAAUGAAUGGUAUAUUUCAGCAUUGUUGGUAAAACCAGUGAUUUGAGGGAAAUCAGGUAUCAGAUUUGGGUGGCAUAGAAGGACAAAAGUAGCCCUUGGAGC